AUGAAGAGGAAAGAGAAAGAGAAAUGGAAGAUGGAAGAGGCAGCGAUAGAUCCAAGACAAGCAAAAGUCCGAAAAUUCUUUCAAAGUAGUUCUGUUAUCUCUACUAAAAACCAAAAUGAAGAUAGUGCCGAAUGUGAAGAUGCGACUGUAAAUGAAGCAACCAAUCAACCUGUGAUCAGUCAAGGCGAAUCUACGAUUCAUAAUGAACCUGUCAUUGCAACGUCCAGUGGAACAGGCUACGUUGCAGAAAAGUUUAAUGAAAGUGACCCCGUAAAUUCUACGUCUAUGAAUAUAUCAAACGAAAAGAAGAAGUAUUUGUCUGGUCAGGCCUAUGACGGUGCAGCGGUAAUGUCAGGACGUGAAGGUGGUUUGCAAGCGAAAAUGAAGGAAUAUGUCGGCGAUGAGACAUUUGUUCCGUAUAUUCACUGUAUCAAUCAUCAAAAUUUACAGUACUUUGCGCAUUCUCACAGACGAUGGGAUGAACUUUUAGAAGCAAGCAAAAAUCCAUCACGGAACUCCAACAGUUUUGGCAUUCAGCUUUUAAAAGACCUUAAAAAAGAGAUCUUCGAAUCCGAUGCAGACACAGAAGACGGAUUAUCAUACGAUGAAGCUCACAAAUCACGCGAACGAGUACUCCACAUUAAAGGUUUAAGUACAACCCGUUGGGCUGCACGUAUAAAAGCUAUGGAAGCAUUCAUCCAAAAUUUCGAGUGCAUCGUGGAUUGUCUGGAGAAGGAAAUUUCAAGGGACGCAGCUACCGGCGAUGACAUAAUGACUGCUCAAUCAUUGCUUUCUUCAUUAAAUUGGUUAUUUUUUCUGAAUUUGUUAUGGUGGCAUUCUGUGCUUGAAAUAAUCAGUGUUGCGCAAAUUCAACUGCAGAAGAAAGAAUUAAACUUGAUAACGGCGCAGCAUUGCACUUCAGCAGCAUUGAAGAAAAUGAGAGAUUUAAGGGAUGAAAGCGCCUACAAUAAUUUCAUCACAAAAGCGAGAAGUCAGUGGGGAAAAAUGAGCUUGGAACGUGCUGAUUUUCCAGUUGCAAGAAUACGGAAAAUUAAGAAAAUGCCUGGUGAAAAUAGCGUUGACUGUGUUUUAGAGACGCCUGACAAGCAUCGAGCCAGUUAUUACGAAGUUCUCGAUACAAUGUGUUGCGAAUUACAGGAUCGUGCAAAUGGUUUCAAAGAGAUUAAUAACAUUUUUGGUUUUUUAAUGCCUGAAAUACUGCACAGCAUGAAACCAAGUGAUUUUGAGACCAGCACAAGUAUUUUGUUAGAGAAAUAUACUGAUUUCUUUACAACUGAUCUCAAACAUGAAUUGUCCAGUUUCGCUGAUUUGUAUUUCGCGCAACAGCAUGAUUCUUCAAAUGACAGUCCUUUGCAGUAUUUGGGAUUUAUUGUGAAACAUAAUUUGAUGGACAGCUUUCCAGAGUAUUGUAGUCUGUUCAGAUUGUACCUAACAUUACCAGUUACCACAGCGAGCGCCGAAAGGGGCAUGAGCUCUUUGAAACGAAUCAAAGAAUAUCGCCGUGCCACUCUAGCUGAGGAAACCCUUAAUGACUUCAGUAUGCUUUAUAUCGAAAAAGCAGUUGCGAAUAAAAUUGAUUUGUAUUCGACAAUCGAAAUAUUUGCUGAACAGAAAGCAAGGCGAGGAUUUAAAACUACAUAA
Colletes gigas is the source of this 1662-nucleotide messenger RNA. RefSeq lists its product as uncharacterized. The coding region runs from base 1 to 1662 and encodes 553 amino acids. The record is from RefSeq and is a predicted model, not a curated record. The transcript is spliced from 3 exons. NCBI's taxonomy places the organism in Eukaryota, Metazoa, Arthropoda, Insecta, Hymenoptera, Colletidae. Gene Ontology annotation, molecular function: protein dimerization activity.